UCUGCUUGUCAAAAUGGAAAUGAGGAAAAGUGAGGCGCAGCUGUUGGGUCAACUUUUAGGAUUACUGAUUAUACUUGGAAUUCUACUUAUAAAAAUUGUCAUCAUUUAUCUUGAUAAGAAAUGGCAUGAAAAAGGACACGGCCGUUGGAUACAAGGAAUCCGAGACCUCCCUCCCUUGUAUGCUAGUCAAUCUACCCAACAUCCUAUGUUAAAUCGAUGGAACCAAGGGAUGUUCCGUUCUCUACAAUCCCCGGUUUCGUUAAUUAUAGAUCAAAUGCGUGGUUUUAAUUCACCUCCUGGGUCCCAGAAUUCCAACUGGAUCGUAACAAAAAGACUUGAUUCCACACAGAGCCAAGAAUUGAGAUAAAUGAUGAACGCUCCCUUAUAUUCGCCGUUGGCUCGGGGAUAACGCCAUCACAAAACUUUCAUAAAAGAACUUUCAUUAAUUGAAUUUUACUUAGAUCAUCAGCUGAAUUACCUAGUGAGAAAUUUUCCCAGUGUUACAACAGCUAGAGCAGCAACAGUAAUUUACGAUUACGAUUAGCAUUUCUAUAGCGCAAAUUUACAUAUAUGUGCAUGGUUAUGAUCAAAUGCGCUUUACAUCAAUACAUCAUUACAUACUACAGCCGGUUUUCCACUAGCGAAUUAUUUCGUGCGAAGCGACUAUUUGCUUUUGUCCUUGAGCUUUCGACUGGAACUAUUUGGAAUUAAUUAGUUUUAGACAAAAGAAUAAAGUCGAUUCGCGCGAAAAAAAUCGCUAGUGGAAAAUCGGCUUAAAUGUCAGGGCUUAACUCGAGCGUCGACGUCGAAUAAUUUAAUUUAAUGACUUCGUGUUAAGCCCCUCUUUUCACGGGGCUUAACUCGAACGUUCCAAGUUGUGUUUCUUUCUUCGAGUUAAUUAAGCCCUAGACGAAAAUGGGUGUGGUUUAGGCGUGGCGGGUCUUACCUCUAAUUGUCGCCAUUCAACAGCUUUUUCGGCAAACUAUAAAAGACAGUGAAGCUGCACCGAAAACUGCUCUGUUUUCGAAUUUUAGUAUAUUAAAAUCCGAAAUUAAAUGUUCAAGUGUUCAAUUAAAUGUUUACG
This is a messenger RNA of Paramuricea clavata, 1084 nucleotides long. Lineage: Eukaryota; Metazoa; Cnidaria; Anthozoa; Malacalcyonacea; Plexauridae. The record is from the annotation of a GenBank genome assembly.